Molecule: messenger RNA, 5889 nt
Organism: Haliotis rubra (blacklip abalone)
Lineage: Eukaryota; Metazoa; Mollusca; Gastropoda; Lepetellida; Haliotidae
Product: sestrin-1-like
Exons: 10
Coding region: 352-1989 (545 amino acids)
Biological process (GO): cellular response to leucine starvation; regulation of response to reactive oxygen species; negative regulation of TORC1 signaling
Cellular component (GO): nucleus
Molecular function (GO): L-leucine binding; oxidoreductase activity, acting on peroxide as acceptor
Source: RefSeq, a predicted model, not a curated record
GUGACCGACUUUGUGUGUUGGAUGCCGAGAGGAAGUGCGAUGUUAACGUGUAAAAUAGCACGAACAUAACGGAAAAUUAAAUAAUAUAUGUUGCAGUAGUGCCGAAAACUUAUUCAUUAUAUCACUGAUUUGAUAAUCACAGGGUUGCAGCACUGUUCAAUCGGCUGACACCGGAGCGAUUGAGACCGGGUCACGUUUUCCAGUGGAUGGAUGCCGGCUGGUGAAGAUCAGCUGAUCGAAGCAGGACCAAGUUGUGAUACCGGGACAGCGCUCACUGUCACAAGGUCGGGUUGAGACUGACAGAACAACUCUGUGACUUCGUUUAAGGGGUUCAGGAUCACUGGUGGGUGGAUGGCAGAUGAGGUUGCGCUGACCAGCUUGCGAGAUGAAGAAUCCCUCCGAUUCUUUCAUGUCUUGUGCCACCGCGACUCGGCCGCUCGUCGGCUGGGCAUUGACUCAAUCCGAAAAACUUUUGAUGCUUGGCUGGAUGGAUACGGCAGCCCUAAACAGAUACAUGGCGAAACGGGCAUCAACGGGUUUCAGCCCGUAGUGACAGAAUAUCUCCCCGAACUUCUGUGUCUUUCUAUCCAGUGCCCCUUUGAUGACGUACGCGAAGCACUCGCAGACAUUCUCGAGGAUGUCAAGAAGCGAGGUCGAGGUCUUAAUGUGCCCCGUCGACUGGAGAAGGGGGCCAGUCACUUCAUCUCGGAAAAAGAGAUCGUGCCUGUCGACACGCCUGAUGACAAGACAAGGACACUGUUUGUAGAUGCAUUCCUUCAGAACAAUCGCCUCGAGCACAUCACUCAGCUGAUGGGCUACCAUCCCGACUACCUGGAGUGUUUCCUCCGCACACAACACUACUUGCUAAAGGAAGAUGGACCUCUUCCUUUUGAAUACAGGCAUUAUAUAGCAAUCAUGGCAGCAGGAAGACAUCAAUGCUCGUACCUGAUCAAACUUCAGUCUCAUGAGUUCCUACUUCAAGGAGGGAACCCAGACUGGCUCAAGGGCCUUGAGAGGAUACCUCACAAGCUCAAAGAUCUCAACGAAAUUAAUAAGAUACUAGCUCACAGGCCAUGGCUAAUCACCAAAGAUCACAUUGAGAAACUGACCCGUGGAAAGGACAGCUGGUCAGUGAGCGAGGUUGUUCAUGCAUUGGUAAUCAUGGCACAGUUUCAUGCGCUGUCAAGCUUUGUGUUUGGUUGUGGAAUUAACCAGGAAGUAGAUCAAGAUGGAGGAUACACAUUCCGCCCCCCAUCUGUCAGUGAUGCCAGUGAGGUUGAUUACUCCAGUGACGGUUCCUCAGGUGGUGAAAAUUGUUCUGAGUUUGAGGGUGGUGGUCUGUCGGUACUGAUGGAGAAGAUGCGGGCGCUGAUGGAGGCAAGAGAGGAGGAAAUGACACAAGACGAACUGUUGAAACGUUUCCAACAUGUCGAGUCUCAGAAUGCAUUGAUCACAACAAAUGCACAGCCUCCAUCUCCGAAGUCUGACAUCCUGUGCUAUGUCGAUGAUACAACGUUCCAGUAUGAGGACUUUGCUAAGCGUGGCUCAGCAUCAGAGAUCCCGACAUUUCGAGCUCAGGACUAUUCCUGGGAAGAUCAAGGCUUCUCACUGGCCAACCGGUUAUACACUGAUGUUGGCAACCUUCUUGAUGAAAAGUUCAAUGUGGCAUACAAUCUCACAUACUACACAAUGGGUGACAACACAUCAGUAGAUACCACAGCAUUCCGGCGGACAAUCUGGAACUACAUCCACUGCAUGUACGGCAUCCGUCACGAUGACUACAACUACGGGGAAGUGAACCAACUGUUGGAGAGGAACCUGAAGGCCUAUAUCAAAACAGUUACAUGCUACCCAGAACGACUGAAGAAAAAGGACUAUGAUGGCGUGAUGAGAGAGUUCAAACAUUCUGAAAAGGUUCAUGUAAAUCUGAUGUUGUUCGAGGCCCGAUUGCAGGCGGAAUUGUUGUACAGUCUUCGUGCAGUGCAGUGAUGCGUCACAUGACGUGACACCGUGGAUACUAUUGUUGCAGGAUGCAAGUGUUGUGAUAGCCAAGCUAGGUGAUGUGAACUUGGCGAAAAAAAACGGUGGUUCAUUAAUGGCCACAGGUGCUGACUGCCUCCUUGCCGCCCACGCCUGUUGGUCUACAUGUGGGCCAACUUGUGGGUUUCACCUGGCUAGAGCGAGCAGCCUUGUGAAGGAAGGCCUGCCCUGGCUAUCUGUGAUAUUUUUUACUGUAGUGUGUACAUACUGAGUAUGUGCUGCCAUGAUGAACCUGCAUUUCAGGAGGUCCGAGUGGAGCUGAGUGACUUGGUGAGUGAGUGCAAGUUGGUGCGUGAGCGAGUAUGGGUCAGUGGUUGACUGAAUGACUGCCUCCAGAGGGGGAUCUCCACACGUUAUUUUAUACCUGUCACCUUCUCCAUUCCGUGGUCAAGGUCGACCUUGUCUUUCAUGGAGUGGUGCUCCUCGACUGUUGUACGUGACGCUAUGUACUUCCGACUCAUAUGUGAGUGACACUUGUAACGAACAUGUUUGCAAAUCCAAAGAUCUGCAGCAGCUCAGUUGCAGACAUGCACGCGAGUGUGCAUGCACAUGCAUUCCGACUGCUGCCACAGUAACUGUGAAUACUAUAUUCUGAUGUUGGCAUUACUGGGUUCUAGUCAGUGAGACUACAAUAUAGCUAAUUCCUAUUAUUGCUUCACCUUCAUCAGCACACACAGCCUGUAGGGGUCGAUGCCUUUCAUGGCACAGAAGAAUAAGUCCGAAAGCCAAGCCAGUUUAUUUUCUUUUGCAGAUGAAGUUAAAAAAUGUCGAAAGGAAAAUAAGACUUAAGAUCUGCAGUAAAUAGCAGUUAUGAUGUGAUAUAUUUUAAAUCAACCCUGGCAAAGUUAUCAGUUAUUCUUAUCAGUUGCCUCAUUGCAUAUUGUACAAAGUAAUUUACCAGACAUGAUGUUGAUUUGUUUGGCCUAAUCAUGAUUAGUCAAUAUAGUGUGAGGUUUAAAGUUAAAUGAAUUUGAGCCACAUGAUAAACAAAUGUUUUGGAUAGACAUUCAAGAAAAUUAACAUUAAUGCAUUUUAGAAAUGUUUCCAUUUCAUUUAGAUAUGAUGAUUUUGAUGAUAUUUCAGAAUCUUAUUAAUUGUUACGGCUUUUCAUCUUCCUGUUGCCAAACUUGCUUUUGGCGGGGACUUUGACCAACACAGGCUGUGUGUGAGGUGUUUGUAUUAGGGGUAGUUUUUCAGUUAGAUGUGUAGAAUUGCACCAUGUUCCUACACCAAUACAUGUAUCAAUUACUGAUUUAUGAACUGAUCUUAUGUGACUUCAUUGGCACGGAUAGAAUUCAACCCGGACGGUUUUUAGACCAGAAAUCAUAGUGAAAAACAAAUGAUACGUUUAACUGGAACUGUAACCAUGGUUACAGGACAAGGGUUGAUUCUAUCCGACUUGGGCUCUUUUAUCAACUGCUGCACUAACAGUUAACACCACUGAUUUAAUAAGUCUAGACUUACGUCCACACUACCAUCAAGUUCAAAAUCACUGGAAAGUUGUGUUCCUGUUGAUACUGUUUGUUCCAAGAUUCCUCAGAAUGGUUUCAAGGACAAACAGUGGGUUUUUUCAGUUUCAAGUACAUGUGUACUCCUCUUCAAACCUUCAAAUUAUUUAUUUGUUCUGUUUCUAAACAAAUCCUUACUAACUCAAACAUUUUUGGUAUAUAUAAAAUGUUUUUGAAAUGUAUUUGUAUAUUAUCCCAGUGAUUUUGACAAUCAUGGUAAUCAUGUAUUGUUCAAUGGCAUUCUUUACAGUUAUAUGAACACAAUGUUUUUAUGAUGUUUGUUCUUACUUCCAUGGUGAUCUGAAGACCUGUAUGCUGAUAAAUCAAAUGUUAGAGAAUGUGAAUUGUCUAUAGUAUUGUGAGGGCAGAUAACUAUUUUUUUAACUCUCUAUAACUGUUACUAUGAAAAUGUUGAAGCAUCUACAAGUUGUACAGAUUGUUAAACUUGUUUAUAUCUAGGUUUGAUGCGUAUGGAUUCACCCAUCUGUCCCAUAGUCCUUUCAUGGAUGCAACAUGCUACUUUCCUGUAACUUGUGUUGAGAUGCAAGGGUACACUAUCGUAUCAUGAUACAAACACAUAUCUGAUACAAACACCACUUGCAAGGGUUCUGUCUGUAUGUCACACACAUUGUCACACAAGGCAGAUUCCUUGUUAUUAUAGGUGUCAAAAUUUACUGUUUUUAUUUUAUUUUGAUUUGAUUUUAAAUUGUUUUUUGGCAAGUCAAUUGUAUGUCACACAAACCCUUCGUAUUACUAAUUUGCUCCCUAAGUAACCCUCACUAAUACAAGUGUAAUCAACCAACCGUAACCAGAUGCUUUUUCAUUGUUAUCAUUUUGUUACGCCUGUUGAGCAUGUUACACUUGCAUUUCGAUCAUUCCAUGUAUGUAGAAAUGUUCAUGUGUGUAACCCACACUGUCUCUGCCACUGAUCAGUAGAUUCAACAAGAACCACCUUGCCCCACCAGGCUCCAUCAGAAGAUGAAUUCAAAUAGUUAUUACCAUGUUUUGUUGCCAUCGAACAUUAGCAAGCUACACUGAGAUUACGUCUCUUUCAUUAGUGCUAUAGCCAUGUCAUUGAAGCAUGCAAAGUACCCUACAAUCCAUCUGACAACGAGAUUAACCAUUCCUGCAUUACUCUUGUAAUAUAUUGGAGGUAUUCAUUGUCAGAAUAGGUCAGGUUUUUUAUUGGUGCAAUUAUUAUAGUAUGUUGUAAUAUUUAUCUGCUUGAUGCCGUUUCCUGAUUGGUCGAGACAAUCAUGGUUUGAUGAAGAAAUCUGAUCAGGAAAGGAUAUCAAGGCGUUCACUCUUGUGUGCUGAGACCACCUAUCACUAUGAAUAGUUAUCUCAUCUGUAAGGUGUUGGGGGUGGGUGGGCUGCUUGUAUAGUGAGGUGGUGCCACUUGGACAUGUCUGGUAUGGUUUCACUUUCGGUUACCAGAUGAACAGUUCAUUGUGGCCAUCGUCCAGAUCUCAGCAGCUUGGGUGUUCAUGUCUGUAGAUUAUGUUUUAAGUAGAAGAGUAUCAAACUUUGUGAUAUAAUUAAUGAUUACACUGCAUUAUUAAUUAUUUAUUUCAAAUGAAAAAAAUAUUAGAUUGAAUUUUCAAUAAUCAUGUACUAGGUUUGAUCCCUUUGUUACCAGUAAGAUGGCUUAAAUGUACAAGGAUGACAGAUACCCAGAGAUGCCCGCUACUUCAAUCUGUGGUGUGUGUGCGCCAGGAUUCAGACAAGGUCUGAUAACCAUUUGAAACCUGAAUCUCUCAAUGUACCUCCUGUAGUGUUAAAACAAGAUGUCCAUUAUACACAGGUUGAUGGUUUCAAGAGGUUGUGAGCUAUGUAAACGAACAUGACUCCUGGUUGGCCUAGGGCUGUUCACAAGUUCAUCCCAGCACCUCGACUGUUGGUCCGGCCUUUCGCAGGAAUGGGAAAGAACUUUGCAGCCACAGGGGCGUGUCACGCUUAGAAACAGCGUUAGAAAGACAUAUAGGUAUAUAGACCCUACCCUUUUAUAUAGUACUAGGGUAGGGUCUAUAUACCUACAUGUCUUUCUAAGGCUGUUUCUAAGCGUGACACGCCCCUGUGUUUGCAGCUACAGUCGAAUGGUGCUGGGAUUACUUUGUGGAACAUCCCUGGAGCUCGGAUAUGCGACCUGAGUACUCUUUCCCGCUGACUUAUGACUUUAUUUAUUACUGGGUUGUUUACUGACAUACAGUAUUAUGUAACACGUGUUCGUACUACUUGUUAGUACAAGCUAUGACGUACUCUGUACAUGCAUUGUUUUUAGCCCUUUCCUACGUUGUGAUAACAUGUUGCUUCAAAAUAAAACAUCAAUCAAAUGAAACAA